AUGUGGCACAGAGGGCAUGUCCGAAUAUCCGACUUAGGACUUGCAGUUGAAUUAAGAGAUAAUGAACCUAUAAAAGGACGUGUUGGCACAGUUGGCUAUAUGGCGCCAGAAGUUAUCAAAAAUGAACGUUAUUCAUAUGGUGUCGAUUGGUGGGGAUUGGGCUGCCUAAUAUAUGAAAUGAUGGAAGGAAAGGCGCCUUUUCGGCAACGGAAGGAAAAAGUAAAACGUGAAGAAGUGGAACGACGAGUCCGUGAGGAUCAAGAAAAAUAUUCGGAUAAAUUUAGUGAAUCUGGCAGGACUAUAUGCAGAGGUCUUCUACACAAAGAACCAGGCUUUAGACUUGGAUGUCGCAGAGUUGGUAAACCAGAAGAAGGUGCUGAAGAGUUAAAAAGUCAUCCUUUUUUUUCACAAGGAGAUGUGAAUACGGGUAGGGAACCAAUUCCUUGGAAGAAAAUGGAAGCUGGAAAGUUGACACCACCGUUUUGUCCUGAUCCCAGAGCUGUGUACGCCAAAGAUGUGCUUGACAUCGAGCAAUUCAGCACUGUUAAAGGUGUAAGAUUAGAUGCAACAGAUAAUCAGUUUUAUGGAAAAUUCAGCACAGGAUCUGUUUCAAUACCAUGGCAAAAUGAGAUGAUUGAAACAGAAUGUUUCCGAGAGCUCAACGUGAUGGAGGAGAAUGGUGAACUAGUGUUGGAUUUGCGUAAUGACCCGAUUAGAGGUGAAAAUAGCAAAAACGAAUCUAAUAAUAAAUUUGGAUUUCUUGCACGAUUGUUCAAGCGGAAAGUAAAGAGCUAUCUUCGGGAUUUGCCUGGAAAAGAUAACCGAGGAGCGAUGCACAUCCCAGAUGAAACCGAUCACACACCGUGCUUAUCUUCCACCAUCUCCAGCCAUUGCCAACAUGCUUCACCUUUGCUGCAACCAAACACUAUGCUCGCAUUCUCGAAGCGUCGUGGGUGGUCUGUGGAGCUCGGAAAAGUCGAACAGCAUAUGUGUGCCGGUGGCAAUAUAUGUUGUAUGAUAGGCAAAUAUUGUGAUGACGACAUUAGUGGUUGGAUCGGCGCAACAAUUACUAAAUCGUUUCGCAAGGCGCGCAUUCAAAUGGCGUUUUUAGGAAAAAGACCGCCGCCAUAG
Messenger RNA from Acanthocheilonema viteae, 1131 nucleotides. NCBI's taxonomy places the organism in Eukaryota, Metazoa, Nematoda, Chromadorea, Rhabditida, Onchocercidae. The record is from the annotation of a GenBank genome assembly.